Coffea eugenioides is the source of this 877-nucleotide messenger RNA. Its product is annotated as ethylene-responsive transcription factor ERF003-like. The transcript is spliced from 2 exons. Bases 95 to 643 code for a protein of 182 amino acids. The record is from RefSeq and is a predicted model, not a curated record. Lineage: Eukaryota; Viridiplantae; Streptophyta; Magnoliopsida; Gentianales; Rubiaceae. Gene Ontology annotation, molecular function: DNA-binding transcription factor activity; DNA binding. Gene Ontology annotation, biological process: regulation of DNA-templated transcription.
UCUAGUGAUACUAUAUUCUCUUCCUCAACACAUUUCACCUGCAAUUUUUCAACUUCUUAUCAAAAACCCUUUUGUAUUUGCUCGUGUUACAGCCAUGGGUAGACCAGAACAACGAUAUCGUGGAGUCAGGCAGCGGCACUGGGGCUCUUGGGUGUCCGAAAUUCGCCAUCCUUUAUUGAAGACUCGAAUAUGGUUAGGCACAUUUGAGACAGCAGAGGAUGCGGCGAGAGCUUAUGAUGAAGCAGCCAGGCUCAUGUGUGGGCCUAGAGCGCGUACAAAUUUUGCUUACAAUGACAAUGAUCCUGAUUCCUCCUCAACCAAGUUUCUGUCUGCUACCUUAAUAGCUAAACUUCAAAGAUGCCACAUGACUUCUCUCAAGAUGGUCAACAAGAGGCCUGUACUUGCUCAGGAAAAUCAAGAGCAGCAAUGUGGUUCUCGUGGGAAUAGGGUUCUUGAUGGCAUUGGCCAGAGAGAUGGCGAAAUGCAAUUUGUUGUGCCGUUGAAUCAGGAUCGCUGUGAAAGCCAGGGGGAGAGUCUCAGUGGGCAAGAAUUCAAGUCACUUGAAGAUGACCACAUAGAGCAGAUGAUCCAGGAGUUGCUCGAUUAUAGCCCAGUUGAGCUUUCUUGUGUUAUGCAGAAUUAGUCUAUGUAUGUAGCAUUAUUAAAUUCUAUUAGAGCAUCCUUGUUGAACUUAGAUGCCUUGAUAAAGGCAUUCGGGAACUCUUGAUGUUGACUAUAGCAAAAGGUAGCAUUCCUCUUCAGUUUUUCGUUUUCUCCUGCACUAAUGGAAGAACGCGCAUUGUCUAAACUAAGAAGCUAAAACUUUAACGUUGUACUAUAUCAGUAAUAAUCCAAGAGAGCAUUCAACUUUUGUCGA